Suillus clintonianus is the source of this 1323-nucleotide messenger RNA. RefSeq names its product NADP-dependent oxidoreductase domain-containing protein. The transcript has 6 exons. The record is from RefSeq and is a predicted model, not a curated record. Bases 170 to 1198 code for a protein of 342 amino acids. Lineage: Eukaryota; Fungi; Basidiomycota; Agaricomycetes; Boletales; Suillaceae.
UCCGCGGUGUGCCGCCUUGCGCGUCUUGGAUGCCAAGAACUGGACCGCCCUUGCCCCACAUCCACAAUCAACGAUGACGCGGACGGGUGGUUCCGUUGUGUGCCACGAUACUCAUUGAGAACUUAGAAGGAUCAACAACCACAUCAUCAUCACUUUCAUCAUCAACACCAUGUCCAAUACUGUUCAGUACCGCUCCCUUGGCAAGACUGGUCUCAAAGUCUCUGUGCCAAUUCUUGGUGCGAUGAGCUUUGGGACAUCCAAAUGGGCUUCCUGGGUCCUUGACGAGGAACCCGCUAUCGAAAUCAUGAAGGCUGCUUGGGACCUUGGCAUCAACACCAUCGACACCGCCAAUGUUUACUCAAAUGGCGAGUCAGAGAUUCUCAUCGCCAAGUUCAUCAAAAAGUACAAUAUUCCUCGCCACCAGAUCAUAAUCGCCACCAAGUGCAACGGUCUUGUCGCUGAUGAUCCUUCAAUCCAGUCGUUCUUCAGACCCGACCUCAAACAGCUUCCCGAGUACGUUAACCAAUAUGGCCUGUCUCGCGCGGCAAUAUUCAACGCUGUCGACGCGUCCCUCGUUCGUCUCGAGACCCCAUACAUCGAUCUCUUUCAGAUCCACCGUUUCGACGCUACAGUCACCCCUGAGGAGACCAUGAAAGCUCUUCACGACCUCGUACAAAGCGGUAAAGUCCGUUACAUUGGUGCUAGCUCCAUGCGCUGCUGGCAGUUUGCAAUGCUGAAUGACGUGGCGGCUCGGAACGGCUGGACAAAGUUCGUCAGCAUGCAGGAUGAGUACUCGCUACUCUACCGCGAGGAGGAACGUGAGAUGCUAGCUUAUUGCAAGUACAAUGGUAUCGGUGUCAUCCCGUGGGCUCCCCUAGCUUCUGGUGUCCUCGCACGUCCCGUUGGCACUGAGACGACACGUCUCAAUUCUCUCAAUGGAACCGCUUUCGAGAAAAAGCUGACCGGUGGAGACGAGACGAUCAUCAACCGCGUCGAAGAGCUUGCCAAGAAGAAAAAUUGCAACAUGAGCCAGAUUGCAUUGGCCUGGGUUGCAUUAAAGGUGUCGAGCCCUAUCGUAGGUAUCAGCUCUCUAGAGAGGUUGCAGCAGAGUAUUAUCAAGGGAAUCGAGCUCACCCCGGAGGAAAUUUCGUACUUAGAGGAGCCGUAUGAACCCAAAGCCGUCCAUGGACAUCUUUAAAUGAUUGCAGCCAACCUGGAGCGCCCAAGAAGAGACGUCAGACAAAAAUCUGUAGCAUUUUGUAAUACCACUAUCGCCGUAACGUACUGAGCAGAGAAUGAUCAUCAUGAUGUCAAUUUCAAAAA